Messenger RNA from Macaca mulatta (Rhesus monkey), 1631 nucleotides. The record is from RefSeq and is a predicted model, not a curated record. Lineage: Eukaryota; Metazoa; Chordata; Mammalia; Primates; Cercopithecidae.
AGCCUGGGUGACAAAGCAAGACUCCAUCUCAAAAAAAAAACAAGAGCCACAGAUGCCAAACUGUGUGGGUUCCCAUCCCAGCUCUGCCACUUUCUAGCUGGGACAUCUUGGGUAGGCUCCUUGACCUCUCCAUCCCUCGGUUUCCUCAUCUGUGAAAUGGGCAUCAUUAUUUAUGGUACCCAUAAAUGUGGAGAUUACAUAUUCAUAUGCUUGGCUUACAAUUUAGUUUAUCUAGUGCCUAGAACAAUAGCUGGCCUACAGAAGUCAGAUGGUGUUAUCAUUAUCACCCUGGAAAUGAAGACUUGGAUUGUAUUUAAACUGGAUCCUUUCCAGUGAUGACAGCUGUGCUGACGUCUCCUCUCUGGUGGCUUUGUCCUGAUUCGCGGUUACGGUGAGCCCUUUCAGGAAGCAAUGCGGUUGGACCUGGUUAAGGAGAGGCUGAAUACGGAAGUGUACACGGUGGCAUAGUUUGUGCGGGACAUGCGCCUGAUCUUCCGCAACCAUAAAACAUUUCACAAGGCUUCCGACUUUGGCAAGGCAGAACUUAACUUAGAGGCAGAUUUUGAAAAAGAUCUCAAAGACGUGCUUGGUUUUCACGAAGCCAGUGAACGUGGUUUCUGGACUCUUCCUUUACCCUGUUCUGAAAAGACUGAAGCAUCGCAACCUCAGGAUUCAGCUGAUGGGACCCUGGCUUGGACUGUUAAUUGCCCGUGAGUCUGGGAUGUAAUUCGCUGCCCUCAGGACCCAAACCCAGACCCUUCAUAGGAUUAUCACACCCUUCACCACCUUUAUUCUUUCUUUUUACCUUUAAAAAGCUAUAUCCACACUAAAAAAACAAAAUUAGUACUUCCUUAAUACCAUCAGAUACCCCAUCAUAGUUCACAGUCUCCCCACUGUCUCAGAAGUCUUUUUAGAGUUGAUUUGUUCAAAUCAGGAUCUAAACAAGUUGCACACAUUGCAUUUGGCUCGCCUGUCCCUAUGUCUCUUUUAAGCUAUAAAUUGUCAUGUAUUUAUUGAAGAACUCAGGGUUUUGGUCCUAUUACAUUUUUUGCAAUCUGGAAUUUUCUGGUUGCAUUUUCUUAGUGGUAUAGUCCUCUCUUCCUCUCAUUUUUUGUAAGCUAGAAGUUAGAUCUAGAAGCUUGCUUUAACUCAGGUUUUGAGGGGUUUGCUUUAAUUUGGGGUUUUUUGGGCAUACGCAGGCUUCGCAGGGGGAAUUUAGUAUUAUUUUUUAUGUUAAGCUUGGCAGCAGGUGCAGGUGUUGUCAGCCUGAUCAUCUGUCACCUGACAGUUUUAGCAAUACCUAAAUCCGUGAUAUCAUCAGGGGUCGCAAAAUGAUGAGAUUCAGAUUUUAUUUUUUUACAUCAUUAUUGGUCAGAUUUCUUCUGCAAAUAGCUUCUCUUUAACAAUAUUCAGUUAUCUUGAAAUAUAGUUUGUACAAAAAAUAGGAUAAAUGCUUGUUUUUUUUAUUUAGCAAUGUUCAAAAUAACAAAUUGAUUUCCUAAUAUCCUCUAAAGGUAACCAGGGAUUUUUUUAUUGAUUUAUCUUGAACCCACAUAUUUAAAUAUACGUAGUAUGCUACAAACCAUUGCAGUUAAUACCUUUAUUGAUGCUUGAGUUGCCCACUUUUUUUU